AUGGCAGAAGGAGUUUCUGCAAUCAAUGAUUCAUUAAUUAGAUUGUUUAGAGAUCAAGAACUUUUGCCAGUUGUAAAUGACAAUCUAUAUCAUUCACUAGAGACUUCGAAAACUGAUGAUGAAAAUCCUUCUAAAGACUGGAUAGUUGCUAUAAAAGAUUUGAAAUAG
Messenger RNA from Dentiscutata erythropus, 168 nucleotides. The record is from the annotation of a GenBank genome assembly. NCBI's taxonomy places the organism in Eukaryota, Fungi, Glomeromycota, Glomeromycetes, Diversisporales, Gigasporaceae.